Mya arenaria is the source of this 1731-nucleotide messenger RNA. RefSeq names its product cadherin EGF LAG seven-pass G-type receptor fmi-1-like. Bases 55 to 1731 code for a protein of 558 amino acids. NCBI's taxonomy places the organism in Eukaryota, Metazoa, Mollusca, Bivalvia, Myida, Myidae. The transcript has 13 exons. Gene Ontology annotation, cellular component: plasma membrane. The record is from RefSeq and is a predicted model, not a curated record. Gene Ontology annotation, biological process: homophilic cell-cell adhesion. Gene Ontology annotation, molecular function: calcium ion binding.
AUUUCUAUCUUUCCACCACUGGCGCUAAACUUAACGGAUUGCAAGGUUGGAGGGAUGGUAAACUACCCGAACAGGGAUUUUGAAAUCACCAACACCAGCGGACUUCCAUUUCGAUGGGGCGCUCAAACUAAUCCCAACGCUCUGUAUCUCAAUGGACAGUUGGAUUAUGACCAUGGCCAGAAAGAAUUCAUUAUUCAUAUCAAGGGAGAACUUAUUCAAAGUCUUCCGGGUUCAGCCACUGCCGAAAUUAAAGUGACUGUAGAAGACGUUGACGACCAAAACCCUGUCUUCGCCAGUGAUACGUACAGGCUUGAUGUGGCGGAAAACAAUGCAUCGGCUGUAAACUUCUCGUUAGCAACAAUACCGCCACUGCAUGCCUACGAUCCAGAUUUUGGAAUUAAUUCCACAAUCAAGUACAGGAUCAAAUCUCCUGGUUUGUUCUCUAUUGAUCAAAGUACCGCUGAAGUAUACAUUUCUAAACUCCUUGAUUAUGAACAAACUUCUGAAUACAGCGUCACGAUUGAGGCUUAUCAAGAGGACAGACCAAGCACAGGGACCGCCCAGACCACAUUAAAAGUUAACGUAAUAGACGUUGACGACAACGAACCAUACUUCAAACCGAACGUUGUUAACGUCACAGUGUUGGAAAACCAAUUGAACGGAAUUCGGCUACAAGACGUUCAAGCUGUAGAUAUAGAUACGGGAGAAAACGGCUAUAUAUUCUAUAAAUUGGAUGGUGAUGGUCCUUUUCAACUGAAGAAAAUUGACAACCGAACCGCAGUAUUGGAAGUUAAUGGGAAGCUGGACCGAGAAACUAAAUCAUCGUUUGUACUUACUGUUAUACCUCGGUCUGUCCUAGACAAGGUGGGAAAGAACAACUUAACAGUAAACAUUCAGGUUGCUGACAUCAAUGACAACAGUCCCGUUUUCAUCCAAGGCCCUUACCAUUUCAACAUCAACGACAACAUCUCUCUGUCCUAUGGGAUGACUAUCGGACAAAUUAUCGCGGAAGACAAGGAUACGGGAGAUAACGCUGACAUAGUCUACACAAUUCUUCAAAAUGCAGUGAAUGUUCAUGACUGCCAGCAGUAUACGCUGCCCUUCGAUUUGAUCGCUACAACUGGAAAAUUUGUUAUGACAGAGAGCGAUUUGCAUUGCGAUCAUUAUUCGCUUUUCGUGGAAGCUUGCGAUAACCCCGACCCCAGCUUUCCUGCUCGACGUUGUGAAACCGUAAACGUAGAUAUUAGGCGUUUUGUUGCUGACGGUAUUCGGAAUUAUGACAAGACGUUUGACGUGAAGGAAAAUGACCCAGUUGGGACCUACAUUGGACCAAUAUAUUGCGACGGCCAAGGUUUAAUUUAUAACGUUAUUCCAGAAAAGGCCAGGCUGGCAUUUAAUAUAUCUUACAAUGGAGACAUGUUAAUGACAACAGCGGUGUUAGAUAGGGAAAACAUCAGCUCGUAUGACCUUAUUAUAGAUGUGAAACAGGGUAGUGUUUUAAAGUGUGUAUACAAUAUCUCAGUUAAUGUGAUAGACGUCAACGACAAUCCUCCUCUGUUUACCAGUGAAAAGUAUGUAUUCUACAUUACCCCUUCUACAGCUAAUGGGUCUAAAAUUGGAACCGUUAAAGUAAGUCACCCUUGCUUUUGUCGAUUUUGUUUCUUUUCAUGUAGUCUUUCUUCAUUAAUGUUAUUUUCAAGCUCGUCCGGGUUUUUUUUUUCAAGGAAAUAA